UAAAGCACAUACGUAUUCUGUCUUCUUUCUUUCACUCACACACCGGUCUAACAACACGUUUUCGUUGUAAUUUUAAAAUUACUUGAUUUGUAUUUUGCGUAUCUAUUAUUAACUCUGAAGAUAAGUGAAAAUGGCUCUUUGGGUGGAUAAGUACAGGCCAAAGGCGCUGGAAGAGUUGGAUUAUCAUCUCGAAAUGGCACAAAGUUUAAAAAAUUUGGUGAAAUCGGAGGACUUUCCGCAUUUGUUGGUGUACGGUCCAUCAGGUGCUGGCAAAAGGACGAGGAUAUCUUGCAUAUUGAGGGAAUUGUAUGGUUCUGGAGUUGAUCGGGUCAGAAUUCAGAAGCAAGUUUUUGAGACCCCAUCAAAAAAGAAAAUUGAAAUCUCAACAUACUCCAGUAACUAUCAUAUCGAAGUAAAUCCCAGCGACGUCGGAAUUCAGGACCGAGUCGUGAUUCAAGAAUUAAUUAAGACCGUUGCAGAAACGCACCCUUUAGACCAACAUCCAUUUAAAGUAAUUGUACUACAAGAAGUCGACCGUCUCUCAAAAGAUGCACAAGACGCGUUACGAAGAACUAUGGAAAAAUAUAUUUCUUCUUGUCGUCUGAUUCUUUGUGCCCUGUCGACAUCCCGAGUCACGCCUGCCAUUCAAAGUCGAUGUUUGCCCAUUCGUGUCGCUGCUCCGUCCGAUACUCAGAUUGUCAGAGGACUGCAGAACGUUUCAAAGAAGGAAGGAAUCACUCUUCCGCUUAAACUUGCUGAUCGAAUUGCUGAAGCAUCUCAAGGAAAUUUGCGCCGUGCAAUUUUAAUGUUGGAAGCCUGCCGUGCAGAACGAUACCCCUUCGCUGAAGAUCAAAACCUCGUGCAGCCAGACUGGGAAAAGUAUUUGAAAGAAACUGCUCUGCUCAUUGUCCAUGAACAAACUCCCGAACGAUUACUCCAAGUCCGAGAGAACAUUUACGAACUGCUCUGUCACUGCAUCCCUACCGACCUUAUUUUUAAAGGCUUGUUGAAGGAACUUGUUCGCAACUGUGAUAACCAGUUGAAAGCAGAGAUAUGUUCAGAAGCAGCGACAUGUCAAUGGAGAGCGACGCGUGGGAACAAACCAAUAUUUCAUAUUGAAGAGUUUAUCGCAAAGUUUAUGGCCAUUUAUAAGCGGUUCAUUGAACAAGCAGCUAUGAUUGAUGAUGACAUGGAGUAAUUACUCAGAUGAAGUGAUGUUAAUUGACGAUUUCUGCUAUUCAAGAACUUUUGUGGUUGUUUGUUCCAAGUUUCUUCCUGUAAUUAAGGCAUUAUGUUAAUUUGUAUAUAAUUUAUUAUCUGCUUCUGCUGGUGUGCACAUACCAAACUUAAAGUGUAAUUAAUGAACACGCAUCUAUCUAAAUAAAAUAUCUAUAAAUGAUAAA
Messenger RNA from Folsomia candida, 1403 nucleotides. It is a transcript of the gene RfC38, whose product is annotated as replication factor C subunit 3. Bases 131 to 1198 code for a protein of 355 amino acids. The transcript is spliced from 6 exons. The record is from RefSeq and is a predicted model, not a curated record. Gene Ontology annotation, biological process: DNA-templated DNA replication; DNA repair. NCBI's taxonomy places the organism in Eukaryota, Metazoa, Arthropoda, Collembola, Entomobryomorpha, Isotomidae. Gene Ontology annotation, molecular function: DNA binding; DNA clamp loader activity. Gene Ontology annotation, cellular component: nucleus; DNA replication factor C complex.